This is a messenger RNA of Vidua chalybeata, 1892 nucleotides long. RefSeq lists its product as uncharacterized. The record is from RefSeq and is a predicted model, not a curated record. Lineage: Eukaryota; Metazoa; Chordata; Aves; Passeriformes; Viduidae. Bases 237 to 878 code for a protein of 213 amino acids. The transcript is spliced from 2 exons.
CGCCCGUUCCCGCGGCCCGGCAGUGCCUGAGGGGGCCGCGACCGACCGGGCGUCCGCGAGGACCGUCCCGGCAGCGCGACGCCUGCCAACCCCCUCCCCGUCCUGUCCCGGCGCCAGCGCUCCAGCCCGCCCUUGCAUAUCCUCAUUUAGGAUCCCGAAAUCACCUUUCGCGCGUGUCCUGGAUUUAAUCUUCCUCCGUCCCCACACGAUGCCCGCAGCGGCGUGCCCUACAUAAUAUGGGCAGGGAGAGGGACUUCACUGCAGUGCUGGCAUGGGCGGGCUGCUGGGGGAAGGGAGGAAAGGCCGCCUUUCCAAAUUGUCAUAAUCACAAGAAAUUCUUGCGAUUCUGCAAGCGGCCCCCUUGCUCUAGCAGCAAGGAUGCCGUGCUGGGAUUUAAGCUGCUGAACACACGAAGGAGCAAAUAUUACCAAGUUCGUUCUCGAGAGCACAGGUGGAUACUGAGGAGCUUCUCCCACAGAAUGAAUAAAUUCGCAGAAGUGUCAGAUGCUGCAGCCACAGGCUUCUCCUGUCAGCAGUGGCUGCUCUUCCCUCGACGGGAUGGGCUGCAGCAAACCUGCUAUACAGUGCUGCGAGCCGGGAAAGGGAGGGGUGUGCUCCGCUGGGAUAGGCCUGUCUGCGUCCAACAGAGCCGCGGGAGCGAGAGCAGAGGCAUUCCCGUAUGUGCCAGCAGAAAAAAAGACAUCGUCCUCUCAGGCUGGCAAGGGAAAGUUGGUGGGAACAUGGUAGCUGUCCAGUACCAGAUGCAGCUGGACCCCUGGUUUAGUUCCAGGCUCAAACUUGUUAUGAAAGCUGAACAAACAUCUGACCACAUGUCUGGAGGGACCCAAGAACUUCACAGCCACUGCUGCAGCAACUGACUGACAUUUAUGGCUUCAGAAAAUGAAGACAUUCAUUCAGAGAAAAUUCAUAGACUCAUGGAAUGGUUUGGGUUGGAAAAUGCCUUAAAGAUAAUCUAAAUUGUCUCUUAGCAGUUUUAAUCAUUUGCCUGCAAUAGACAUCUCUAAUUUUUUGUCUAGAGAUCUGAGAGUGAUGAAAUAUACACCUCAUCUAGUGUUUGCCAUGUCCACACAGUCUCGUAUGAAUACUGUAUGUCCCUCUUGAUUCAGAAUCCCAGAACAGUGAACUCCUGCCCACCAGUAGAGCUUGGGUAAUAUAAUUAGCUGGAAGCAUCAACACCAUCCUCUCUUCAAGCCCCAGGGAAUCAGAAAAUAUGCUAUGGAGUAGAGUCAUAGCAGUAGGGAAUGUCCCUGCCAUGGAGAGCAGAGCAUUUGAGCUGCUUUAGUGAAUGAAGUUGAAAUGUUGUCUCUGGAAAGAUGCAAGCAUGGCCACAGAUUGCAUCACUUCUGCUGGCUGCACUGUUGUCAGAUCAGAUAUGUUUUUAUUGUUUUUGUGAUCCCAUUUUAGUGGAGUUGCUGGCAGCUCUGCUCCAUCCAUCACUCAGAAGCCCAGACAGCCCUUAACAGCACAUUUUCUCACAGACUCAACCAGCCAUAGUCAACUUAUACUGGCCCUAAGUCGAUGGCACACAAAAGGAGGCACUUAAUGUGAUGGAAAAGGCCAAACUCCAGGAACACAAAUUUAACUGGCAUAGACCAGGGUUAACUUCACUGUAUUUUCUGCUGGUCUCUUGUAACAGCUACCCACACCACCCAGCUGUGCUGGCUGAACCUCUUGGCACAUUUGCCCAAGGAGUGUGUUCAGCAGUCCUGAGUGGAGGAUUGUGAGUCCUUCAACAUUUGCCUUGGUCCAUACUCUCCCUCCUUUUACAAUUUUAUUCAAAAGAAUUGUUCUUUUUUUAAGCAACCAAUUCUUGUACCUUCCUUCCCCUGACCUCUUUACUUUCCUGCAGUGAUCAGGUGCUUCUGCUGGCA